Messenger RNA from Pelobates fuscus (common spadefoot toad), 1073 nucleotides. Its product is annotated as fibrinogen-like protein 1-like protein. The coding region runs from base 21 to 824 and encodes 267 amino acids. The record is from RefSeq and is a predicted model, not a curated record. NCBI's taxonomy places the organism in Eukaryota, Metazoa, Chordata, Amphibia, Anura, Pelobatidae. The transcript is spliced from 2 exons.
GAAACGCAACCCUUUGCAGGAUGUGGGUAACAUGCACAGUCUUUGCUUUGAGCAUGUUUUAUGCAGCAGCUCAGGAGGUGACAAACAGGACGGUAGCUUUGGAUAUUGAGAAUAUCGAGAACGUGCCAGACGUUACGAAAAUCAUCAACUUAAAAGAUGUGUAUGCGAGAAAAGUCUUUUUCGCCAGGGACUGCGAUGAACUCUACCAGAUGGGCUACCGUAAACACGGUCUUUAUAUAAUCCGGCCAGAUAACUCCAUCAUGAUUGUGGUCCAGUGCUACAUGCAUGACUGUGGUGGGUGGACGGUUAUCCAGAAGAAUAGCUUUAACACGGAGAUCACGUGGACUGUUGCUUGGAAAACAUACAAAUUCACGUUCGGCAACAUGGCAUCUGACCAUUGGCUCGGCCAUUACUAUAUACACCUGCUAACAGUGCAGAAAUGGAACAAAGUAAAGAUUAUUCUGGUCGAUUCUAAAAACACAACCAGGUACGCAGAGUAUGACAGUAUCUAUGUGAAGGAUGAAGAUCACGGGUACCAGUUGCGACUAGGCACCUACAGCGGUGAUGCCGGUGACUCUAUGACUUCCAAUUCCCUCACGAACAUGCAUGACAACAUGAAGUUUUCCACCCACGACCGCGACAAUGAUCGAAGCUACAAUAAGAACUGUGCUGACAAAGAGGGAGGAGGUUGGUGGUAUGACUCGUGCUAUGUUGCCCAACUCAAUAAGCAAAACGGAAUCCACUGGGCAACGUUAUGUGACCAUAACUGCAGAAAAUCCAUUAUUAUGAUAGCACCUAUCCAAAUGCACUGUUAUCGGGUCUAGGUCAUAAGUCAAGGAGGUAUCUCAAAGGACUGAAAGUGGUUGAUAGCAUCAGUCAUUAAUAGUAAAAUCUCAGUGCCAAAAGAUCUGGGAGAAACUCCAACGCUCUAAUUGCUCCAGCAAAAAUUAUUGGUGCAUUUUAAUUGGGAGAUACAAACAAAAUCGGUGGUCCUUAACCCAGUCAUCAAGGCACACUCCAGGUUUUCUCAGGAUUGGAACAGAGCUAGGAAAAUACUGGGCUCUUGGUGUGCC